Molecule: messenger RNA, 1208 nt
Organism: Drosophila grimshawi
Lineage: Eukaryota; Metazoa; Arthropoda; Insecta; Diptera; Drosophilidae
Gene: Boh2
Product: translation initiation factor IF-2
Exons: 2
Coding region: 134-1048 (304 amino acids)
Source: RefSeq, a predicted model, not a curated record
GUGAACAAUAAAGCAAACCGCACUCUCUGAGAGUACAAUCAAUGUGACCAGAGAAUGCACUGGUAGUUCUGUGUUAAAAAUCGAAGACGCGUUGAGCGAAACACAAAAAAAUAAAUAAAUAAAUCAAAAUUCAAUGCAAGCUACGAGCUUAAAUGCAGCACCAGCAGCAGCCGCAACCGGCGCCGCCGGAGAUGCAAUAGCAAUGCCAUUGCGGGCUUGCAGCAUCAGCGGCUGCCAGGUGAGCAAAUAUGUGGAAGUGACGAAGCGCAAGUGCUCGCAGUUUGUGUCGGCCCCAUACAUCAUUCCCAAGCCGCUGGUGAUCAAUGGCAAGACAUCGAUAUUCCAGGUGGGCGGCGAAAUGGCCAAAUUGGGCGACAUCCCAGCCCUGUCAGCGGCAAGCGGCGCCGGUGCCGGCAGCAAUGGACAACCCAUCUAUCGGAUUAAGCCUGGCACCCAUGCGCACGUCAUCAACUAUGUGUUCAUAGACGAGGGCUCCGACUCCAUGGAAAAGGCCAAGUCAGAAGAUCCCCAAGCUAUGCGCGUGCUGCUGGACUCCCAGCGCGACAGUGCCAUAGCUAAGUUGCAGAAAUUAAUAGCAACGCAUCGAGGUCUUGCAGUGGCUGCAGCUGCCCCAGCGCCUGCUGCUCCGGCUACUGCACAGAACACAGCAGCAGUCACUGUCACAACUACAGCGCCAGCUUCAGCUUCCGUUACUGCAACAGCUGCUGCAGCUACUGUUACUGCUACUCCUACACCCACUCCUACUCCAGCUUCUCUUGCUGCAACGCCUGAGGGCAGCAGCGUGAACAUAACCACACCUCAGAUACAUCCCAACUUGUCUAUAGCUAGUGUGGCCGGUGCUUUGCCGCUGGCCGCUGCUGCAACUCCAGCAUCAGCGCCAGCGCCAACACAACCAGCUUCAACUCCAACUCAAGCUGCAGUUUCAGACCCAGCCCCAGCUGAAGAGAAUUCCAUUGACCAGCUGCGAACCAAGAUUAUCAAUGCGCGACGCAGUGUCGCACGUGUCUGCGGUCGUCCGAUUCCCUGAAUGGAGUGGACUUAAUAACCAACAAUAGAUAAUAAUUUACUUAUAAUUGUUAGCAAAUACGCUUAAUCCUUUGCUAAAAUAUGUGCUAGAUUUAAUAAUAAAAUAGCUUUUAGCUUAGCUUAGCAACUAUUUGGGGUUAAUUAAAUGGACUAUUACUGAG